Messenger RNA from Anarrhichthys ocellatus (wolf-eel), 848 nucleotides. RefSeq lists its product as uncharacterized. The transcript is spliced from 3 exons. The annotation marks the transcript as partial. The record is from RefSeq and is a predicted model, not a curated record. NCBI's taxonomy places the organism in Eukaryota, Metazoa, Chordata, Actinopteri, Perciformes, Anarhichadidae. Gene Ontology annotation, molecular function: single-stranded DNA binding.
AGUCUCAGUGGUAGUUUGUACCAGACUGAAGUUGGUCAGAUCUUCUGAUCAGACGUCCUUCUUCUACUUGACGAACACGACGUACACUCAGGUGUACUGUACAGGCCUGGGCCACCACUCAGAGAUGAGUUACCGUAAGCUGCGGCCAGUGAGACAGUUCCUCCAAUGGCUGCGGAGCCAGGAUGACGGACAGGUGCUGAGCAGGGCUCUGAUUGGAGGAUUCUUCAUCCACCCGCCUCCUCCCGUCUCCUUGGAAACGUACAUGAAAGACAGGAGAGGUGUGCCCGGGUUCCUGCGAGGGGUGGAGCUUCAGAGGGAGGUGGAGAGGCUCUGUUACCGGGAGCGACGCACCUUCUGUAUCCAGGCAGCUGUUACCAUGGUUACGUACAGCCGCAGAGGAGAGGUGAGUGCUUCCUGUUUUACGUACUUCCUGUCUCAUGUACUUCCUGUUUCACGUACGUCCUGUCUCAUGUACUUCCUGUCUCACGUACGUCCUGUCUCAUGUACUUCCUGUCUCAUGUACUUCCUGUCUCACGUACUUCCUGUCUCACGUACUUCCUGUCUCACGUACUUCCUGUGUCACGUACUUCCUGUGUCACGUACUUCCUGUUUCACGUACGUCCUGUCUCAUGUACUUCCUGUCACACGUACUUCCUGUCUUAUGUACAUCCUGACUCAUGUACGUCCUGUCCCAUGUACUUCCUGUCACACGUACAUCCUGUCUCAUGUACAUCCUGUCCCACGUACUUCCUGUCUCAUGUACAUCCUGUCCCAUGUACAUCCUGUCCCAUGUACUUCCUGUCACACGUACAUCCUGUCCCAUGUGCUUCCUGUCCCAUGUGCUUCCU